AAAUUCAAUCAAAUUAAAAAGAUGGGUUCAUACAGAAUCAGUUUGGUUUUCAUAAUAGGAAUCAUAUCAGUACUAAUUAUGCAGAGUGUUAACUGCAGCAAUGAAGAUCUUGGAGGUCCUAGCAUUUUCGAUAACUACGAGUUUGCAUGGGGUUCUGACCAUGUUCGAACAUUCGGCGGUGGCACAGACGUUCAAAUAUUUCUCGACCAGUCAUCCGGUGCACGUUUUGAAUCCAAGGCGGCAUACGGGGGAGGUUACUUUAGCAUUGAGAUCAAAGUACCAGGCAGGAACUCAGCUGGAGUUGUUACAACUUUUUAUUUGACUUCAGUGUCGGAAAAUGGCCAUGAUGAGUUGGAUUUUGAGUUUCUGGGCAACAAAGAAGGCCAACCUGUGUAUUUACAAACCAAUGUAUUUGCAGAGGGUAAAGGGGAGAGGGAGCAAAGAUUCAAAUUAUGGUUUGACCCCACAGCAGAUUUCCAUCGAUACACUAUCUUUUGGAACCAACAUAUGAUAGUAUUUUACGUGGAUGAUUCUCCGAUCCGGGUUUUCAAGAACAAUCGGAAUAUAGGAGUUGGGUAUCUAUCAAAACCCAUGAAGAUAGCAGCAAGUAUAUGGAAUGGAGAUGGCUGGGCAACAGAUGGUGGACGGACUAAGAUUAAUUGGGCAUAUGCACCAUUUAUAGCUGGAUAUAGGGACUUCACUGUCAGUGCAUGCCCUGUCGGCGACUCUGACAAUAUUGAUGCUUGCAUUUCUCCAAAUCCUUGGUGGAAUCAAGAGGGGUUUUGGACAUUAGGUCCCUCCGAGGAUCACAUAUAUCAAUAUGUUAAGAGCACGUAUAAGAUAUAUGAUUACUGCACAGAUCAGACAAAGAAUCCCACGCCGCCUCCAGAAUGUGGACAGUGACAUCAACCUAAAAUUUCCUUUAUUUCAACUGCAAAUCAACUUGUCAAUUUAGACAAACAAAAUAAGCAAAAACAGAGAGAGCCUAGACUGUCACAAAGUAGUAACUCUUAAUCUGCUGCAGUUUCCUUGUAAGUGACUAUAUAGUCAUAGAAUAAACUUUUAUUAGUAAAUGAGCAACUCCCAAUAGUGACACUGGA
This is a messenger RNA of Jatropha curcas, 1100 nucleotides long. RefSeq names its product xyloglucan endotransglucosylase/hydrolase protein 3. Gene Ontology annotation, cellular component: cell wall; apoplast. Gene Ontology annotation, molecular function: xyloglucan:xyloglucosyl transferase activity; hydrolase activity, hydrolyzing O-glycosyl compounds. Lineage: Eukaryota; Viridiplantae; Streptophyta; Magnoliopsida; Malpighiales; Euphorbiaceae. Gene Ontology annotation, biological process: xyloglucan metabolic process; cell wall biogenesis. The record is from RefSeq and is a predicted model, not a curated record.